Messenger RNA from Misgurnus anguillicaudatus (oriental weatherfish), 3738 nucleotides. It is a transcript of the gene mc4r, whose product is annotated as melanocortin 4 receptor. The record is from RefSeq and is a predicted model, not a curated record. Gene Ontology annotation, cellular component: membrane. Gene Ontology annotation, biological process: G protein-coupled receptor signaling pathway. Gene Ontology annotation, molecular function: melanocortin receptor activity. Lineage: Eukaryota; Metazoa; Chordata; Actinopteri; Cypriniformes; Cobitidae.
UACGUGUGGUUGCUAAGGCCGCAGUGAUAAAUAGAACCGUUGGGUGAAGCAUUCAUAGCCAUGUUUUUUCGUUUAUAAAGCUCAGCUAUUGACUAAUAAGAAUCAAGGAUUGGAAGUAACCGUUUUAUAAAAUAUAAUUACACGUAACAAAAUAACAUAACACAAAGUGAUAAAGUAUAAAAAGCAACACUAGUAGGCUAGUAUCACGUAGACUACAUCAGUGGUUUUCAAACUGGGGGCCGCGAGAUGGUGCCAGGGGGGACCCAGUUUUAUGACAUUUUAUGAAAUACAUUAAUUUAUCAUGAAUUCUGUGUAAUUAAACCAAAAUCACUACUUUUUGUAUAAUUUAAUGUUUUUUUUUGUUGUUGUUAAAAUGUUGAGUUUUAGAACAGUUUUUUGUCACAAAUUUUCUUUGGGGGGCCGCGAAGGAAUGCACCGUACACAAGGGGGGCCACACGCUGAAAAAGUUUGGGAACCACUGGACUACAUUACUGCUACAAGCUACUCGCGAAUGUGAAGGGCGCUCUGACACUCUAAAAAAUUAGUGCUAAAUAGCACUAAAAACUUGUGGAACCAUUUUUAGUGCUAUGUAGCACCUAUAAAGCACCUAUGAAGAACUAUCUGGGGGUUAUAUAGCACCACUAUAGCCAGGGGCGUUGCACAAGAUCUCUGGCCCUAUGCAUAGGCAGUCCUUAUGGGCCCCCAUGCCCCACACCCAUAAUAUAUUAUAUAUAGACGUUUCAAGAGCCCUCUUUUCCUUUGGGGCCCUGGUAAUUUGUACUGGCUUUACCCCCAGUCUGACGCCCCUGACUAUAGCACAAUAUGGUUCUACACAGGUGCUAUAUGACACUUAAAAUUGUUCCUCUAUGAUUCCGAGUCAGUGAACCACUUAUAGUGCUAUUUAGCACCAUUUGUUUUUAGAUUGUACCUUUCACAUGAAUUAACUACAGAAAUGUUAUGCUCCCUUCGCGUCAGUGCACUUGUAUCAACAUUAACGGGUACUUGCACACUGGCGCGGAGCAGAGCGAGACUGUUAAAAAUAAGUGUAGAUACAGAAUAACCAGUGAGCUAAAGAGAGAAUGGAUUCAUUACGCAAUAGAAAGUCUAUAAGGAUGCAUAAAGAUAUAGUUCACCCAAAAAUGAAAAUUGAAUUAUUUACUCACCCUCAUGUUGUUUUUAACAAAUAUGAGUUUAUUUAUUCUGCUAAAAACAAAUGAAGACAGUUUGAUUAAUGACGGUGAGCACAAAAUUGAGUUCCAUUUGUCCAUGAAAAACAAAUACUGUGCAAGUCAGUGGGUACGUCAAAUGUAUGCUCACCAUCAUUAAUCAAAUUAUCUUGUUUUGUGUCCAGCAGAAAAAAGAAACUCAUAGAGGUUAAGCACAACAUGGGGGUGUGAGUAAAUGAUGGCAGACAUUUUAUUUUUGGGUGAACUACUCCUUUAAGAAGAGAUAAAAGAACAUGACAUGAUAAAUGAUUUCCUUCGUUCACCAAAUUGUGUACAUAUAAAUGGUAAAGAGGGAGGCAACCCAAUUCAUAAUAACCCCCUCUGAUAUUAACCUACAUUCAUCCAUCAAAGCAGUUUGUGAUUGGUGCAGAAAGCUGGAGGAGGAGUCAAUUCUCAGCAUGCCAGACACGGUCUGUGUGGGCUAGAGGAUAUCACUCGCCUGCCUUUCUGCCUGCCAAGUGUUGGAAGCGCUCAGGAGAGUCUGUGUGCCUCUAUUUGAAUGCUUUGAAUGAGUCGGUGCAUCUAUGUGCACUUAGAUCUUGUAGACUUGCGUUUUUUAUUAAUGUUUCCUGACUUAUUGUUUAACCAUCUUGCUGCUUUGGAAGAAGAAAAGUUGUCUCUGAGGUGAGGGAUAAUUGGAUGCUUGUAUGUGCAAGUACACUUAAAAGCCGUUUUAAUGUCAACCUGCCUGACUGAUGAAUCAUCCGGUAGCUUCUAAGACUGAUUUAGACUGACGAUAUUUUCGGAAAUGAACACCUCGCAUCUUCAUGGACUGCAUCAUUCUUUUAGGAACCACAGCCAGGGUGCUUUACCCGUUGGUAAGGUUGCUCAGGGUGAGAGAGGAUCUGCAUCUGGAUGCUAUGAGCAACUGCUCAUCUCCACGGAGGUCUUUCUCACACUUGGACUCGUGAGUCUCCUGGAGAACAUUCUGGUAAUCGCAGCCAUCGUCAAGAACAAGAACCUCCAUUCUCCCAUGUAUUUCUUCAUCUGCAGUCUAGCAGUGGCAGACCUGCUGGUCAGUGUCUCCAAUGCCUCGGAAACGGUGGUCAUCGCGCUCAUCACAGGGGGCAACCUGACCAAUCGUGAGAGCAUCAUCAAGAACAUGGACAACAUUUUCGAUUCGAUGAUCUGCAGCUCGCUGCUAGCGUCCAUUUGGAGUUUGUUAGCUAUCGCCGUGGACCGCUACAUCACCAUCUUCUAUGCCUUGCGCUACCACAACAUCAUGACCCAGCGGCGGGCGGGCAUCAUCAUAACCUGCAUCUGGACCUUCUGCACGGUCUCCGGCGUGCUCUUUAUCGUGUACUCGGAGAGCCCCACCGUUCUCAUCUGCCUUAUCAGCAUGUUCUUCACCAUGCUGGCUCUCAUGGCCUCGCUCUACGUCCACAUGUUUCUCCUCGCCCGGCUGCACAUGAAACGCAUCGCUGCCCUCCCCGGUAAUGCCCCUAUCUGGCAGGCGGCGAACAUGAAGGGGGCCAUCACCAUUACCAUCCUCCUCGGGGUGUUUGUGGUUUGCUGGGCUCCUUUCUUCUUGCACCUUAUCCUCAUGAUCUCAUGCCCCCGCAACCCGUACUGCGUCUGCUUUAUGUCUCACUUUAACAUGUAUCUCAUUUUGAUUAUGUGUAACUCGGUCAUUGACCCUCUCAUCUAUGCCUUCAGGAGCCAAGAAAUGAGAAAGACCUUUAAGGAGAUUUGCUGCUGUUGGUACGGACUAACCUCUCUUUGUGUCUAAGCUUGGGCGCUCUGUACUGUCAUACAAAGAGAAAAUGCAGUAAAUACACUGUGAAAACGAAUGAUUUAUGAACUAAAUCAAGUCUUUUGGACUGUGUACUGAAUUGGGUGAACUGCUCAAGGUUUCAUAAAAUAAUGAAGUUUUAAAUGAAUUAAAAUUUUAAAAUGCCAGUUUUCUAUAUUUAUUGUAUAUUAUAUAUAAAUUAUAUGUUUAUUUCUAAGUAUUGUGUGUAACCGCUUUGAGAUUUUAUAAGAUGGUGGAAAGUUGUUUAAGGCUAAUUCUUGGUAUGCUUUUUAACACGAUACCUAGCAACCAUUGAUGGAGGAUGCUGAGCAUGUAGGUGAUCUAAUGACAGCACAUUGCUUUUUUGUAUGAUGAGUCUGUGCAUCUCAUCUGUCACCUGCUGCAAGCAGCAGAGAAAUGUAAUAUUAUGACUGUGCUGACAAUACAAAAACCUACCAGAAAGAAAACGGUAGAAAACAGGCACAGCAGCCAGCUUAUGGUAAUCACACAAGUACUCAGUUUCUGUUCAAAUGUUUUGUGAGAAAAGAUUCCUUGGGCUGGUUGUGUGUGGUUUUGAUUUAACAACCUGCAGUACUUUUCGGCAACUCUGAUUAUGUUGAUCCUUUACAUCAGUUCUCCAGCUUUAAGACCAUUACAGCACAACGAAUGUAUUAAGUGAUUACCAUGCUUAUUUUUAUAUGUAAGAUUAUAUAUAAGUUAAGAUUCUUUAUUAUUUUAUUUUUGUAAUGCUGAUUUAAAUGGUGACAAUAAAGCAAGAUC